AUGCACAUCGGUGCCAUCGUUGCGGCUCUGGCAGCUGCCGUGGUCCUGAUCGUGAAAUCACCUGCCGCUCGCAGAAUUCUGGAUGUCUUACUAAACGCGAUAGUGUCAAGACUCCACUUCAUCCCUAGCAUUGAGGAUGGAAAGAACAUCAGGGGCCCUGCCUACAAAUUCCCAAAUGGCAACACGAAGGACAAGUUUCUUCGUGGAAGGGAGAAUUCGUAUGCGUGGAACGAAAAGUACGGCAGCAUCUACCGAAUCUGGGCCGGAUCAACCCCAGAAGUGGUGCUCACCGACCCCAAAGACGUGCAGGCUCUAUACAGCCAUGCCUCCAACCACACCAAAGACAAGACCGCAAACAUCGGCUGGCUCUUCAGCCAGCUCCUCGGCGAAGCCAUCGGCCUCAUCAACGGCAACCGCUGGACCAAGCUCCGCAAAACCCUGGACCCCAUGUUCUCGCACAAGCAAUCCCUGCAAUACCUCGACUCCUUCAACGACUCCGCCACCACCUACUGCAAGAACCUGGACCAGUACGCCGUCGAUCGCAGCAGCAGCGACAAACAGCACUUCACCGUCAACGCCUCGCACGCGCUGAUGCGCUUCCCCUACUACGAGGUCGCCAAGCUCUUCUUCACCGACCUCAACCAGCACGAGGUCGACCGCCUGUGGGACCUCGGCCAGCUCUUCACCGCCGUCUUCGCCGGCGCCAUCGACGGCGGCAUCAACCGCUCGCCCCUCGCCAAGUGGCUGAACCUGCCGUCGUGGCAGCGCGCAAGGGACUACAUCGAGCAGUGGGAGGCCUUUACGCGCGAGGCCGUCCAGCGCCGCGUCGAGGCUGGGAUUCAGGACCCGCUGGUGUCGCUGUGGCAGAGCGCCGAGGCGGGCGAGAUUGAUAAGCAGGAGGUGCUGCAUACGCUGGCCGAGUCGCUGUUUGCGAAUCUGGACGUGACGACGCACGUCAUUUCGUCCUGUGUCAUCUUGCUCGCCGACAACGCCAAUGUCCAAGCAGACCUCCGCGCCGAGUUCGCCGCCCACGCCUACGACGUCAACGGCUACCUCGGCAAGCGCGACACUCUGCUGCACUACUGCCUGCUCGAGUCGCUGCGCCUGCAGCCCGUCCCGGCCUUCACCCUGCCUGACAAGCCGCCGCGCGAGCGCAUCGUUGCUGGCUACCGCAUUCCGAAAGAUACCACUAUCCUGAUUGACUCGUACGCCAUCAAUAUCCGCAAUCCCUUCUGGGGCCCCGACAGCCGCGUGUACCGCCCGAGCCGCUUCGCGAAGAUUCCACCGCAGCAGCUGAGGUAUAAUUUGACCACGUUUGGGUACGGGUCGCGGAAGUGUCUAGGCUACAAUGUCGGUGAUAAGAUGGUGCAUGCACUAGUGUACCAGCUGUUCAGCCAAUACGAAGUCUCAGUGAGGCCGAAUAUGAAGCAGAAGAACGACGAGCAGUUCAACAGAGACAAGAGUAACUGGCUGGCGUUGUAUGAUGUUGAGCUGGAUAUGAAGAGACGAGUUUAG
Lasiodiplodia theobromae is the source of this 1515-nucleotide messenger RNA. RefSeq names its product Cytochrome p450 monooxygenase. NCBI's taxonomy places the organism in Eukaryota, Fungi, Ascomycota, Dothideomycetes, Botryosphaeriales, Botryosphaeriaceae. The coding region runs from base 1 to 1515 and encodes 504 amino acids. The record is from RefSeq and is a predicted model, not a curated record. The transcript is spliced from 6 exons. Gene Ontology annotation, molecular function: oxidoreductase activity, acting on paired donors, with incorporation or reduction of molecular oxygen; heme binding; monooxygenase activity.